This is a messenger RNA of Salvia splendens (bonfire salvia), 1464 nucleotides long. Its product is annotated as probable membrane-associated kinase regulator 2. The transcript is spliced from 2 exons. The coding region runs from base 3 to 1223 and encodes 406 amino acids. Gene Ontology annotation, cellular component: plasma membrane. NCBI's taxonomy places the organism in Eukaryota, Viridiplantae, Streptophyta, Magnoliopsida, Lamiales, Lamiaceae. The record is from RefSeq and is a predicted model, not a curated record.
AUAUGAUUCACAAAUUCAUCAAUAUUUUUCUAAAACCCUUUAUUGCUCCCUCUAUCUCUCUGGCUCUACCAACCAUGGAAGCCUUCAGUUUACUCAAAUACUGGCGCACUAGUGGCGGCGGCGGCGCUGCUGGAGCCACCACCACCGCAAACUCCAUCACCACCGCAAAAGCCAUCACUAAAACCACCGUCUCCACCGCCGUGAGCCCUUACUCCUCCGACGGCGAAGACGGUCCCUACUUCGACCUCGAAUUCGCCCUACCUGACCACGAAAGCGACACCGCCGUAUCGCUUGAAAAUGACGUCAAAAUCCUCCAAUCAGAAGACGAAACCGACACCGAAGAAGAAGAGGAAGAAGAAGCGGAGCUCAAAUUUUCUCUCUCUAGCAAUGAGUGUACGGAUCAGAACGCCGCGGCUUCUCCUUCCGACGACCUCUUUUUCAAAGGGGAUAUGGUAGCGAUUGAGCCUUCCAGCAUUCUGCUCAACGCCGCCGGAGAGAACCCUAGGUUUCCCGUGUUUCUGGUCAAAUCCGCUUCCAAAUUCCGCGUGCUCAUGCUCAAGCUGAAGAAAUCGAAAUCCGCCAAUGGCGAGAAUCCCGAAGCGGCUGACGAUUCCGGCGGUGCGAGGAUCGUAGAGAGGGAAAAUCAGGGGAAAUCGAGCGGGAAAUUCUUCGUGAAGCUCAAGCUCGAAGAAGCGCCGCUCGUCAAUUUGUUCACCAGAGACAGCAGCUCCAAGGAGAAACCGCCGAUUCACGAUUCGGAGACGAAUCCGGCUUCGGAUGAGCGGAAAUUGCCCAAGGAAGUCAUGGCUAAGUAUCUGAAAAUGGUGAAACCUUUCUACAUUCGCGUUUCCAAGCGCUACGUGAAGAAGCUGAAACACCCCGGCGGCGGAGGCGCCUCCGCCGUGUCGCCGGAGAGCAAUGUGAAGAAUUCGCAGGGGAAGAAUCUGCAGGCAGGGCUGAAAGUUGUGCGGAAGCACUUGGGGAAAAGCCGAUCUGCCUCCGCAGGUGCGUCGGCGCCGCCUCCCUCCGACCGCCGCGACGACUCGCUGGUGCAGGUGCAGGACGGAAUCCAAGGCGCCAUUUUGCACUGCAAGAAAUCAUUCAAUACCUGUAGAGAGGUUGAUUCAUCUUCAAUAUUAAGCCGUUCAGUUAGUGAUCCAUCUGCAACGUCGUCGUCAACCUCCAGAUCAGAAGCUAAGAAGAAGGGAUUAGAUAAUGUUUAGGAGUGAAAUUAGAUAAAGAAUAAUGAUUGUAAGUAAUGUUUUUAUUUUAUUUUAUGUGUUUUUAUUGAUAAAGAUAUAAACUAGUGUAGGUCAAAGUGCUAGGCCGAAAGAGCAAUGCUCUUUUAUUUUAAUUUGGCUACUUCGAUUUGCGUGCUUCAAAUUGAGGUAUGGCAAAUGAAAUGAUUGAGGCCAUCCACAACGCUGUUCCUAUACCGUUCCUAAACCGUUCCUUAAACUACUA